ACAUAAGAAGAAGAACAACAACAACUUCCUAGUUAGCUAACACGUAGCAUUACUGUUGUGUGUAGAGUAUCGGCGUAGUAUUAGACGAUAUCUGCAAACAACUUUUAUCGUCUAAUUUCAUGUUAGUACGGUUGUUAGUCAAACGUGUUUGGUUUCUUUGAUUAUAAUGAAGCCACAGUGGCGUGUGUUGCCGUCUUUAGCUUCACACGUAGGCUAAGUGAAGUUAUCCAUCUAAUAUAGCCAAAAGUAAAUAACCGUAUUUACAGUUUUCCAAUAUGUAUACUUUAUUAUCUGGAUUAUAUAAGUACAUGUUCCAGAAGGACGAAUACUGCAUUUUGAUCCUGGGACUGGAUAACGCCGGGAAAACGACCUUUCUGGAACAAACCAAAACAAAGUUCAGUAAGAACUACAAGGGAAUGAAUUUAUCAAAGAUCACAACAACAGUUGGCCUGAACAUUGGUACAAUUGAUGUGGGCAAGGCCCGUCUGAUGUUCUGGGAUCUGGGAGGUCAGGAGGAGCUACAGUCUCUGUGGGACAAAUACUAUGCUGAGUCCCAUGGAGUCAUCUAUGUGAUAGAUUAGCGUCUGUCCGAAUCAAAGGAGGCCUUUGAGAAAAUGAUAAGCAGUGAGGUACUAGAAGGUGUUCCACUCCUCGUGCUGGCCAACAAGCAGGAUGUCCUGAACUGUUUGUCAGUGUCAGACAUUAAAACAGCCUUCAGUGACUGUGCCCCGAAGAUCGGCAAGAGAGACUGUUUAGUCCAGCCUUGUACUGCUCUCACAGGGGAUGGUGUGAACGAAGGCAUUGAGUGGAUGGUGAAGUGUGUGGUCAGGAACGUUCACAGGCCCCCCAGACAGAAGGACAUCACAUAAGAAGUCAUCAGCACGCUUUGAUUCAAGUUUGGACUGAAUUUCUCCUUGGGGACGUUCCAUGUAAACCCUGGAGCUGAUUGACUCUCUUCUCUCCUUGUGUUUGCUGUGACUUUCAGGAGUUCAAUACAGACAGUGGUUUUUAAUCACCAAGCCUAAUUUCAUAAGUGGAGUUGUAAUUUCUUCUUCCUGUGUUAGCAGCAGUCUCUGGUGGUGGUUGCUGUUGCUGCAACUGUCUAUGUGGAGCUGUGGUCACAAGAGUUUGACUCAUCAGUUCUCAUAUAAAAUAUGCAAAACUUGAA
Messenger RNA from Monopterus albus (swamp eel), 1168 nucleotides. It is a transcript of the gene arfrp1, whose product is annotated as ADP-ribosylation factor related protein 1. Gene Ontology annotation, cellular component: Golgi apparatus. Gene Ontology annotation, molecular function: GTP binding; GTPase activity. Gene Ontology annotation, biological process: protein localization to Golgi apparatus; Golgi to plasma membrane protein transport; intracellular protein transport. The record is from RefSeq and is a predicted model, not a curated record. Lineage: Eukaryota; Metazoa; Chordata; Actinopteri; Synbranchiformes; Synbranchidae.